This is a messenger RNA of Mesocricetus auratus (golden hamster), 1106 nucleotides long. RefSeq names its product serine/threonine kinase 19 (gene Whr1). Bases 43 to 819 code for a protein of 258 amino acids. Gene Ontology annotation, biological process: protein phosphorylation; positive regulation of Ras protein signal transduction. Gene Ontology annotation, molecular function: protein serine/threonine kinase activity. Lineage: Eukaryota; Metazoa; Chordata; Mammalia; Rodentia; Cricetidae. The record is from RefSeq and is a predicted model, not a curated record. The transcript is spliced from 7 exons.
CGUCACUAUCGCGCGCCGGAAGAGCAGUGAGAUUCCCGGGCUAUGAACCGCAAGAGGCGGCUCCUGGCGUCGGAGGCCUUCGGAGUGAAGCGGCGGCCGCGGCAGCAGCAGCAGCAGCGGGCGUCGGGGCCCGACCCUCUGAGGGCGGGCGCAGGGUCGGCGCGCCAGGCGGUGGAGGAGCUCGUGCAGCUGUUCCCCCGCGGGCUGUUCGAGGACGCGCUGCCGCCCAUCGCGCUCAGGAGCCAGGUGUACAGCCUCGUGCCUGACCGGACGGUGGCCGACCUGCAGCUGAAGGAGCUUCAGGAGCGCGGAGAGAUCAGGGUCAUCCAGCUGGGCUUUGACUUGGACGCCCAUGGAAUUGUCUUCACUGACGACUACAGGACCAGAGUCCUCAAGGCCUGCGAUGGCCGACCGUGUGCUGGGGCGGUGCAGAAGUUCCUGGCCUCGGUGCUCCCAGCCUGUGGGGACCUUAGUUUCCAGCAGGACCAGAUGACACAGACUUAUGGCUUCAGGGACCCGGAGAUCACGCACCUGGUAAAUGCUGGAGUCCUCACCGUCCGAGACGCUGGGAGCUGGUGGCUGGCCGUGCCUGGAGCCGGGAGAUUCAUCAAGUGCUUUAUUAAAGGGCGCCAGGCCGUACUCAGCAUGGUGCGGAAGGCCAAGUACCGUGAGCUUCUGCUGUCGGAGCUCCUGGGCCGCAGGCCCCCGUCGGCAGUGCGGCUCGGCCUUGCCUACCACGUGCACGACCUCAUCGGGGCCCAGCUGGUGGACUGCGUCUCCACCAGUUCUGGAACCCUCCUUCGCCUGCCAGAUACGUGAGGAGUCGACUCUUGGAUUCUUCAGCUCACUUCACUGUGUGAGGCUUCUGGAAGCUCUGCUCCUGGACGGCUGAGUGGUCACCCGGAUGGGUGCCAGGCCCUGCUGCUGCAAGCUGGGGCCCCACCCUGAGUGGGCCGUGUGCGCCGCGGCUCUGCACUUCUGUGGGUGCGGAGCCAGGAGCCGUGCCGAGGGGACCGGAAGGUGGGAUUGCUGGGGACACUAGUGAAGGGAGCAGGAAACUGCCCCGUGUCGGGUGGAAACUGCCAAAUAAAAUUCUUGUGCCUGUG